AUGGCUCGUUCAUCGCAAAAUCUCGAUGAUGAUGGUAAUGCAAAACGAAGUGAUUUCAGAUCACUUUUGAGAACAUCACGUCAAAACGAUUCACUAAAUGAAGAAAGUACAUAUAAUCAUUUCUCCAGUCAACAAAAUCGUCAUGUUCGUACCAAUGAUGGCAAUGAGACAUAUGCAAGACCACGAAAUGAUGAAGAGUCUCCUGUCGUUUUAAGAAAACAGGAAACCAAUCGCAUUGAUAAUAAAUAUACAAGUACAGGUCGCAUAGUCGAAGCCAAAAUCGUUAAUAUAGAUGAUCGAAAAUCUAGCGAAGUACAGCCUCAGGUUCAAUAUUCAACUAACUCUGAUCAUAAUCAAGGCUACAACCGGCAAUCGAAUUCUUCCGAAAGAACACAACGUUCAAGCAACGUUUAUUCUACAACGCGUCCAAUUAAUGUUAAAUCAGGUCCACUUGUAAUUGAUAUUAACAUAUCAGUAAGCGUUGGUCGUAGUAAUUCGCAAAGAACAGAUAGAACACAUAAUAUAAUAGCAACAUUACCACCUAUAAAUUCAAGAGCAACAUUCGACAAUGUUCAUUAUCUUGAUAUAGAUCUUUGUUCACCAGAUCGUACUGCUAAACUAGCAACAGAUGGUACUAUGCGUGAUCGAUCAUUGAAUCAAUCAACUACUCAUUCCCAUGAAAAUCAACAAUAA
This is a messenger RNA of Rotaria sp. Silwood2, 693 nucleotides long. NCBI's taxonomy places the organism in Eukaryota, Metazoa, Rotifera, Eurotatoria, Philodinida, Philodinidae. The record is from the annotation of a GenBank genome assembly.